Molecule: messenger RNA, 1882 nt
Organism: Erythranthe guttata (spotted monkey flower)
Lineage: Eukaryota; Viridiplantae; Streptophyta; Magnoliopsida; Lamiales; Phrymaceae
Product: putative methyltransferase At1g29790
Molecular function (GO): methyltransferase activity
Source: RefSeq, a predicted model, not a curated record
CAACCGACAAAACACCAAGAGUUUUAGCACCGCUAAUCUUUGCUUUACUUCAUUAACUACUGUCCUAAUCAACUUUUCUUUCUUUAAUCCUUCUCUCUUCAACUUGCUCACUCACUUGAAUCUAACCCCACUGUUCACACUCCACUGCUCUUCUCUCUCUCUCACACACACAAACACACACAACCAUUUCUACCUCACAUUAAAGAUCAAGAAACAGAGAGAGAAAGAAGCUAGAGAGAGAAACAACAAUGGGUGCUGUUUCUCUGAAAAUCGGAGACGGCACAGCAAGAUUCAAAAGGGCAACAAUGUAUUCCUCCGCCGUGAAUUUCCUGAUGCUUUUUUCAGUAAUCACCACAAAUCUCUUCGCUCUCUACGCAUUCACAUACCACACCCCAACCAUCCACCAUUACAGCAACAACAACAGCUACCCUAAAAACAUCUCCUUAAUCUCCGAAAAAGUCAGCUUAAUCCUGCGCGAGAUCGAAUCGUCCCAGAAGAAACUAACCCAGAUGGAAAAACAGCUCCUCGGCUACGAAAGCAUCGAUCUUUCCAGACCAAACAUCGCAAUCGAGCUCAAACAGUUCUUGAACCACCAUCUACUCCCCUUGGGUAAAGAUUCAAGAACUGGGAUCACUGAAAUGGUGGCCUCAGUGGGCCACUCCUGCGAGAAAUCCGUGGAUUUGCUGUCCGAAUUCAUGAAUUAUAAAGUCAACGGUCUUUGCCCCGACGACUGGAGCCUCGGUCAGAAGCUGAUUCUUCGGGGGUGCGAGCCUCUCCCGAGGAGGAGGUGCUUUGCGAAAGCAAUCCCUAAAUUGGGGUUUCAGUCUUUUCCGAUUUCGCUUUGGAAAAAUGUUAGCGAGAAGAGUUUUAGCUGGAGUGGAUUAGGCUGCAAGAAUCUCGCUUGUCUGAAUAUCAAGAAGCUGAAUCGAGACUGCGCCGGUUGUUUCGAUAUUGUCAAGGGCUACGAGACGCAGAAAUACGUGAAGGGUCGGAGCAAGAACGAUUUCUUGAUCGAUGAUGUGCUUGCGAUGGUGGUGGGUGGUGGAGGGAUUCGAAUCGGGUUCGAUAUCGGUGGUGGCUCCGGCACUUUUGCCGCCAGGAUGGCGGAGAGGAACGUAACUAUAGUCACCGCCACUCUGAAUGUCGAUGCCCCUUUCAACGAAUUCAUUGCCUCGAGGGGGCUUUUCCCCCUCUACCUUAGCUUGGAUCAUAGGUUUCCGUUUCAAGAUAAUGUCUUCGAUUUGGUUCACGCGGCGAACGGAUUGGACGUUGGGGGUAGAUCGGAGAAAUUGGAGUUCUUGAUGUUUGAUAUAGACCGUGUGCUUAGGACAGGUGGCUUGUUUUGGUUGGACAACUUUUAUUGCUCGAGCGAUGACAAGAAGAGUGCUCUCACUCGUUUGAUCGAACGGUUCGGGUAUAAGAAGUUGAAGUGGGUUGUGGGGGAGAAAGUUAACGGUGCCGGUAAAUCGGAGGUUUACUUGUCUGCGGUUUUGCAGAAACCGGUGAGGGUAUAGUUUGAAAAGAUUCGAUUUUUCUUGGUUAUUGUUCGAAUAAGUGAAGGCCGAACGAUUUGAUUUGGAUCAUAGGGUUAUUUUAUCUAUAGUUGCAACUACGAAAAAAAGGUGCGAUUUUUAAAUUUUACGCGGUCUCUUGUUACAUUCGAUUUGAUUGCUUUAUAGGGAUAGAGAAGAAGAUUAAUAUAGCAAUGGAUUAUGUGGUUCGAAUAUCUAUUACGUGAUGUGAGAUUUCGAAGUUUUCGAAUUUUAGUUGAUAAAAUGUUUCUGCAUAAGUUCUUGGUUUGAUAUUGUGAACUAUAGAUACAAAUAGUUUUGUUAUAGAUUCCAUGCUUAUACAUGGUUGCAUUGAAUUGGGGGCUAUGCUA